UCAUGUUUCUACCCAACGUUUACACAAAAGAGAAUUUUUAAAGGAAAAAAUGAAGCGACUUCUAGCCUCUACUCCUAUCGACGCGGAAACUUGGAGAACUAGAAAUCAAGAAGUUGACAAAGAAAAUGAAAGAACGGAUAAAUACAAGGGUAUUCUUACUCCCGGUCUUACUCCUGUACCUCAUGCCUACCCGGAUACCCGUGGUUCAACCCCUGAAAUUUCUACUCCUGCUCCAGUCAACAAAUUGCUAGCGUACUUAUCAGAAGAAAACUCGCUAGGAUACCCUCAGCCACCCGGAAUAGGAGCUCUAGCGGCGUCAACCCCAGCAUAUUUAGGCAAAAAUCCUCCUACUUUUGCUCCGAGUGUAGUUGGAGAAAAUAUAAACCAAGGCGCGGAGUUCAGGGGACAUAACCCAUUCAGGUUCGGUUUUACGGAACAGACUGAAAGAUCGUUGAGAAAAAUGAAAAUUCCAGGAGAUACUAAUUCCGGAGUUGGGUUAGGUUCUAUUAGAGAAAGCACUCCAGGGUUUAUCUUUGGACAUCAAGUAGAAAAGACUAACGGGCAUGGGUUUGUAGAUCUAGGUGGAGAGACUCCAGGGUAUAGUUUUCGUACUGGAGAGACAAAUUCUUUCUUCGGGUUUGGUGCUAUUGGAGAAAAAACUCCAAGAGAAGGUAUUAAUAAAACAGUAGAUACUCCCGGAGUGGAGAUUGAAGACAAGAGUACAGAUUGGGGAAACUUCUUCGAUAGGUCCAAGCACAGAUUUGGAAAUGACAACGUUUCAUUUGGGCCAUUUGAUUUUGCAGGUACUGGUGGAACUGGUGAGAACUCACUGAGUUUCCAAAUUAAUUUACCAGACAAACCUCCUGUCACCAACUUCAAUCUAUUCAACAGUGAAGAAAGAUUGAACGAAGAGGAAGAAAGAGAGAAGAGAAAUAUAUAUUUUCCAAUUGGGGAUGAGUCUAGGAAUCUGUACCUAGAAGAGGGAUCUGAGAGAGCUGAGACUUCGUUUAAACUUCCUUGUCCGGAACCUCGUCCCAACUUCUCUCCUCCGAAACCAGUUUUUAUGCACCAGACUAAGGGGUGUUCCAAUCGAAGUUCAAUGGCCAGCAAUUUGUAUGGGCGAGGUAUGGAUCUUUCUUUAGAUGAAACUCUACAGACGGGACCAGCUAGACCAGGACGAGUAGACUCGGACUUGGAGCAGGGAAGCACGAGCGCGUUGCACAAGGAUACUGUUGAAAAGCUGAACGAGUUCUCUGCUCGGUUGCGUGCGUUAAAAUCUCCGGGUGUUAAAAGAGCUCCAGGUUUCGGAUUGCGACCUACCCCAAGAGGAACCUCUACUCCUAAGAGCGCUGGAACCCGAACCCCCCGAACUCCUAAAUCUGUUGCGUCUACUCCGUGUCAUAAUUUAACCCUGGUCCCAGAACCAGACUUGAUCGCCGCCAUUAUGGAAGGUCGUGGGACAGCCAAGGGAGAGGUUGGGAUUGCUGCAAUACAGAUCUCUAACCCUGUUCUCUUUCUUUGCCAGUUCUCUGAUAGUCCAACCUAUCCUAGAACCCUGAGUAAACUACUGAGCUUCAACCCUGCGGAGAUUAUCUGUCCUGGGAACACGAACCUUUAUGCUCAAGGAGAUCAGAGAAACAAGCUGAAUGAAGAGAUCUUGAUCCAUCUCCCGAAUUCCAACCUUGUUCCUGUACAGAGGAAACAUUUUAACGAGAGUAAGGGUGCGACCCUGCUCCAGCAGCUUGUAACCACUGAGAACCAGGGAACCCAGCUGCAGUAUCAGAACAAGUUCUAUUCACUCGCCGCAGCUUGUGCUCUUCUUAAAUACCUAGAGUAUACAGAAAAUAUCCAGUUUCAAAGUAAAUCUCUCCGAGUUGAAUACCAGACAGCGGAGAAGUGCACAACUAUAGACCCUGAGACUGCGGAGCAGAUUGAACUCAUGUCAAGUCUUGGAGAUAAAAAAUCUAAGCUUUCUCUUUUUGGACUUCUCAACAAAUGCUUGACUAGAGGGGGGAUCAGGCUACUGAGAUCCAACCUUUAUCAACCUCCAAUACAUCCGCAGAUGAUUGGUGAAAGGUUGGAAGCAGUUGAGGAGUUGGUAGAGAAUCCAGAGUUAUAUACAGCACUCAGAAACUCUCUCUCCAGGUUUCAAGAUCUAGAACUGAUUCUGUCUCUAUGUGUCCGUCAGAGUAAACCCAACGUUUCCACACACAUCCUAGACCAGAAGAUGGAUCGAAUAAUCGGACUAAAACAGGUUUUAGAGUUUCUAGUUCCUCUAUCUGAAAUCCUAGCUCCCUCUACCUCCACCCUCCUGAAGGGGGCCAGGGACCUCGUCGUUAAACACGGGAAGAACUGUCAGCUUCUCCUCCAGAUGCUUCAUCUCGUUAUCAACGAGUCAGCGACCUCGUCGAAGAAUGCGACCUCGAUGAGGUUCGCGAGGGCGAUGGCAAUCCGUCCAAACACGAACGGAUUGCUGGAUCUGGACAGAGCAGCUUUCUGUGAGAACGUCGAUGAUUUAGAGAGACAUACCAAGAGUCUAGAGGAGGAGUACCAGCUGCCGGUUAGAUUGGUCUGGUCAGGAACGCGUGGCUUUUAUAUCAAUAUACCCCAGGAGAAAGGAAGAACAUUAAGGAUUGAAGAACUUCCAGAUAUUUUCCACAGAGUUCAGAAGAACAAGAACUCCAUCACUUGUGUCACAGAGUUUAUGCUGAUGAAGGAUCGUUUAAUUCAAGGAAAUAUUCAGGAAAUAACCCUGAUAUCUGACACUAUCCUAGAGGAACUUCUAGCUGAGGUUAGAGAAUAUAUAUGGUUUCUCUACCAGCUGAGUGAAACUGUUUCUCUUAUUGACCUUCUUCUUUCUCUAGCCGCAGUGUCAAUGAACCAGGAUUUUACUAAGCCGGAGUUUGGGGACAGUAUUGCAGUGAAGGGAGCUCGGCAUCCCUUCCUGGAGAUGAUGGAUGUAGAAGUUGUCCCUAAUGAUAUACUCGCUGAUCCUGAUCACAGGAUAAUUGUUCUAACAGGACCUAAUAUGAGUGGUAAGUCGACCUACCUGAGACAAGUUAUACUGAUCAGUAUCAUGGCCCAGGUGGGGUGCUUCGUGCCCGCUCAAUCAGCUGUUCUUAGAAUUCCAGAUCGUAUAUUUUCUCGUGUAUCCAACCGUGACAGUAUCGAGACUAACUCCUCCACCUUCAUGAUGGAGAUGAGGGAGAUCUCCUUCCUUCUCCAGCACAGGACAGACAGAUCGUUGAUUAUAAUUGACGAGCUGGGCCGAGGAACUGGAGUAGAUGAAGGUUCAGCAGUCUGCUGGGCAGUAUGUGAGGAGUUACUCAAGGGUGGAUCCUACACCUUCCUAGCAACCCACUUCCAGCUUAUACCUCUUCUAGCAAACAUAUAUCCAGCUGUAGUUAACUAUCAUUUCCUGCUUGACAGGGACCAGGAGCAGGAGGUUCAUUUUACUCAUGUACUAGUGAAGGGACGGAAUAGUGUUGAGAUAAAUGAGAACUAUGGGAUACAUCUUGCUUCUUUUACCUCCCUCCCUCCCUCUGUAGUGAAUUCAGCCAGAGGGUUUUUAUCCAGGAUAUCUAACACAGAACACAGAGUUCCUUCUUUAGACAGGUUUGAUGAAAGUUGUUUGAACUUAUUGAGAUCUGUUAAAGGAUUGGUCAGGAUGGGUAUCAGAGACGAAGAUCUAGUUCAGAAUCUCAGGAUGUUGAGAGAACAGUUUCUACAGGAAUCUCCGAACUAGGGGAAAAUCAAAAGCUCCUAGGAUAGAUAAAUCUAAAUCAGCGGACUUAUUAUUAUAAACUACCACAACAUCGUGUUAAGUUAAUCCACAGCAGUGAACUGAAUGAAUAAACACUUGAAUCAGUAAAUGCGCCAAAAUCAGUGAAACAAGAAAAUUGAAUGGAUGGCCAGGAUUAGGUAUUCCGCCUGUUCAGACAACUCACAGUAUUGAUGCCAGAGAAUGUUUGGUUGCUAGGUCUAACUUUAUACUAGAAACCAAGGUUUAUUGAUACAAUUUCUGCAACUUUGCUUCAUUUACUUGCAAAGUGCAUUUUGAUGCUACAACGAGUUGAGAAUUCUAGUGUUGGCAGUGUAGGGAUAAUGUACAACUUUUCCAUAGAAACUUUAUUCACAUCAAAAUAUAAAAUUUAUGAUAUAAAAAAAUUAAUUCCCCUGAAAAUGUUUGAAAGUUAAGUUGAUGUCACAGGGAGAUUUUAUUAUCUAUAAAAGUUUGAUCCUUGUAUUUAAUAUUUAUCCAUCCUUGGGUUCCAGGUCAGGGUUCAAUAUCUGGAGUAAAACUAUCUGGUUCCAACCCAGGAUAGGAUCGCGAGGAAGAGCAGGGUUCAGAUUCUCACGAAAUAUAAUUGAUUUCAAAUCGAGUGUUUUCUUGCAUGCUUGGCAAGCAGGUCCCUUAUAAUUCAUUAACUAGAAAUUCUGGGAGAAAACUCUAAUGAUGUCUCUUAAUCAGUUUUAAUCAUUAUAUCUUAAUUGAGAACCUACAUGUAUCAACUUUAAUAAUUGUUUUAAAAUGUAAUCAUUUGUAUAUUCAUAUUUUUCAGGCAAUCAUAAAAUAUCGUACAUUAUGUUCAUUUGGUAAAAUACUAAAUCUUAAAAAGAUUGUCACAAUUUUUUUCUCUAAUUCAGGUUUAAU
This is a messenger RNA of Eurytemora carolleeae, 4654 nucleotides long. Its product is annotated as mutS protein homolog 4. The record is from RefSeq and is a predicted model, not a curated record. Gene Ontology annotation, cellular component: nucleus. NCBI's taxonomy places the organism in Eukaryota, Metazoa, Arthropoda, Copepoda, Calanoida, Temoridae. The transcript has 24 exons. The coding region runs from base 50 to 3745 and encodes 1231 amino acids. Gene Ontology annotation, biological process: mismatch repair; reciprocal meiotic recombination. Gene Ontology annotation, molecular function: ATP binding; mismatched DNA binding; ATP-dependent DNA damage sensor activity.